AUGGGUCGUCUAACUCCUGAAGUAAUCGAAGCAUCUCCUCAAUAUCUUAAUCCUGUCGGUCAAUAUGAACUCAGUUUACGAGACUUGAAGAUUCCUGUUGUGGAAAACUUGGGUGCAACACUAAAUCAAUUUGAUACAAUCGAUUUUACAAAUAAUGAUAUACGUAAACUUGAUGGUUUUCCAUUUUUACCGAAAUUAAAGACACUUUAUCUUGCAAAUAAUCAUAUAGCACGUAUCGCUGAAAAUCUACAAGAAUAUAUUCCAAAUUUGGAUACAUUAAUGAUUAAUAACAAUAUGUUGCAAGAAUUAUCUGAUAUUGAUCCACUUGCAACACUAACAAAACUGACUCAUGUUAGUUUUGCUCGAAAUCCGAUUGCGAUGAAAAAGGAUUAUCGUCUAUAUGUUAUUCAUGCGCUGCCUCAUUUGAGAACAUUGGAUUAUAAUGGAAUUACUCAAAAAGAACGUGAAGCAGCUCGUAAAAUCUUCAAAUCCAAAUCUGGUGAAAAAGCGAAGAACAAACAAAAAGGAACUAAUACAUUUGUACCUGGUGGUGAGUUAGCUAAACAACAACAACAAGCGCCUCGAAUGACAAAAAAAGAUGCAGAUGCUAUUAAAAAAGCUAUUCAGGAAGCUAAAUCAAUAGACGAAGUGGAAAGAUUAAAAACAAUGUUACAAUCUGGUCAAAUGCCGCAUUCCGUCGAACAAAAACAACAUCAAAAUGGUCAUAAAACAAAUACUGAAGCGAUGGAACAAGAGCAAAAUUUAGGAAAUACUUCCAUGGAAACAUGA
Messenger RNA from Rotaria socialis, 789 nucleotides. Lineage: Eukaryota; Metazoa; Rotifera; Eurotatoria; Philodinida; Philodinidae. The record is from the annotation of a GenBank genome assembly.